AAAAAUCAUUUUCUAUUUCUGCAGAUAAUGGAUUCGCUAUUAAAUAUAUCAUAAGCUCGCGAGGCGCACCCCAGCUGAGCAUCGAUGGGUUUCGCUUCACACGGAAAAGAAAAAGCAAAACCACCGUCCAGUGGAUCUGUGUGCAAAACAAAGCCAUCAAUUGUACAGCGCGAGCUACCACCAGUUCGAAGGGAAUGGUUGAGCAGCUAAUCAAUUGCCACAAUCAUCCACCAAAGAUGCGGCGACGGAAGGCCGGCGAGCUACUGAAACUGAAGAAGGAAAUGAAGGCGCGAUUAAAAUGAAUAUUUUAUAUGAAUAUGAAUAUUUGAACAAUGCGUGAAUUUGAAAAUGAAUCAACGUACUAAAUAACUUCAAAUUUGCCGAUUCAACUGUGGGUUGAAAUAAAAAUAUUCUGGUACUUUAUCGAUACCAAGCGUCGUCGGCUGUAGAGUGAUUUCCAACGAAUUUGGGUCAACUGAGAUAAAAGGCUUUUGUUCAUAAUUUGUAUUUUGAAUAAUGACUGGUUCAAUGAAAUACAACUUCUUCGUUCAUGAACAGUUUUUUAAGACUUUUUAAAUUUCUCCGAUGUUUAAUUUUUUGUGCAACAUUUUUAUGAUCAUUGAAUUUUUUUUCGGCAGUUGACGGACAAAUUGUGGCAAACUAUGUGUGCAGCAAGAAAGGAACACCCCAGUUGAUAAUUGAUGACCACUGCUACAGCCGGCAGCGGGUUCGCUUACGCACCAUUAGAUGGCGAUGUGUGCAGUUCAAAGCUCUCCAAUCCUCUUGGGUCAGACCCUAAAAAACGCAAAAAGGUUUUUGUACAGCAAAAAUGCGUGGCAGCGGACGAUAACGAACGCCACGCGUUUAUCGUGAGCCAACGGGGAGGCAUACUACUGGUGCACGAUAAUUUUAUCUACCGGUCCAACAUGCUGCGGCAGGGCUCGAAGAAAAACAUCCUCUACUGGGAAUGUGUGCACAACCGUUUGGAGAAGUGCCGCGGUAGGCUCACAAGCAAGGGAAACAACCUAUUCAGUUCCGCGACCAGCGUGCCACAUAAUCAUCGCCCAGAAAAGGAUCGAAUUACCCGUGCAAAAACCGAAGGAAAGCUCAUUCACCGCACAUUUGUUUCAAUUUUCAGAUAAACUGUUGUUUUCGUGGUUUUAAAAUAGCGGGUAGUGUUGACACAAAUCAAUUCAUCGCUUUUCAUUAAAUAAUUAAGUGCUUCAUAUAUAACAACGAUUAUUCUAGUACUACUAUAUGACAAAGAGAAUAAAUAAAUUCAAAGCUGG
Molecule: messenger RNA, 1289 nt
Organism: Armigeres subalbatus
Lineage: Eukaryota; Metazoa; Arthropoda; Insecta; Diptera; Culicidae
Exons: 3
Coding region: 702-1142 (146 amino acids)
Source: RefSeq, a predicted model, not a curated record